Messenger RNA from Cyclocybe aegerita, 1014 nucleotides. NCBI's taxonomy places the organism in Eukaryota, Fungi, Basidiomycota, Agaricomycetes, Agaricales, Hemipholiotaceae. The record is from the annotation of a GenBank genome assembly.
AUGGCCGACCCUUCGCCAGACAUUAUUUUGGAACGUUCAUUGUAUUACGGCAUAGUGUUUAUGUCCAUCUGCUAUGGGCUUCUCGUCUAUAUGUAUGCCCACUCCCUAGUCUCCUACCUCAAAAGUUCGAAGUCAGACAGACGUCUGCACACCACCUACAUAGUUUUCGCCACCGUGUCCCUUUCCCUGUGCACUAUCGCAGUAUUCGUCAACGUUGUCUUCAUGCAAUUCAUGUGGAUCGAUCACCGGGAUGUUGAAGGCGGGCCAUUCGGAUACUUCGUGGCAAACAAUGCAAUAUGGUUUCAAGUAUUUGGGACAGCGGCAAGCCAAGUUCAAAACUUCAUGGCCGAUGGUCUUCUGCUCUAUCGGUGCUACCUCAUAUGGACUGGAAACUGGCUCGUUGUCUCAUUCCCAAUUCUUCUGUACCUGGCUUCUAUCGCGAUGGCAUUGGUGACGCUUGUCCAAAGUGCUCUCCCUGGCAGCCAAUUUUUUCGAGGACUGGCAGUCAACUUUGGAGUGCCAUGGACGUCGCUCUCGGUUUCCUUGAACGUCUUUGUAACCGCCUUGAUCAUCACGCGUCUAAUGGUUCUACGCCAAAAUUGCAAGGGUCUGCUUCCUCGAGAUACCUUGAACAUGUACACCGGUGUCUCCGCCCUUCUUAUCGAAUCUGCUUUGCCAUUCAGCGUGCUCGGCAUAGUCUUCGCAAUCACGUAUGGCAAGAACCUAUCUGUGGGUCCAGCAUUCGCAUUCCUUUGGGGCACAUUCAGCGCGAUCUCACCGCAAUUUAUCAUAUUCCGUGUUACAACUGGAAAAUCCUGGACGCGAGAUCCCAUGACCCAUAUCACAACAGGAAUUACGGAUACGAUCAAGUUCAAACCAGGAGAGUUCCCGCCUUCAUACAAUGGCAACAAGAUGGGAGGAUCGACAACAUUUUUGGAUCCCUCGGUCCCGCGGAGCACAGAAAUCGAAAUCGAGAUGGAGAAAGGUGGAAAGGUGGAUAGUGUCGACGUGUAA